This is a messenger RNA of Vitrella brassicaformis, 1505 nucleotides long. NCBI's taxonomy places the organism in Eukaryota, Vitrellaceae. The record is from the annotation of a GenBank genome assembly.
UUACGUGAGGUUGUUGGCAAACCCUAUCGCGGCAGGUGGCCCCGUACUUCCUGAAGUCGCGUAGUCGUUGCCACACCUCCUGGCGAUUGCCGGUCCUGGUAAAGGUCGAAGGGGUCGGCCUCCUCCCACACGUAUCCGACUCAUCAGUCCCUUACCUGUCGCGGCCUUGACGAGUGCGCACUCGGCCUGGUCCCUCUCGAGCCCAAUGCUCAUGAGAAUCCCCACCUCCUCGUCGGCCAGCUGUGCGCUGUCACCACUGCCGUCACCUGCAGCAGCCCCCCACCCACUGCGGUCUGCGGCUAGCGGCGUGAGGACGGGAGGGUCGUUGAUGUCCGGGUCGUCCAUGUGUGCGAUUAGCCACUCGAGGGCCGCAUCGGGAGUGGCGUUGGGGACCGCCAAGACGGCACGACUGACGCACAGCACACAUCAGUCAGUGACACAUAGAGGUGUGUGAGGAGGGUCUCGGCUCUCUUUGGUUGUGUUUUGUUUGUGGUCACUCACUUGGCGGCGUUUUCCGAGUAGCCCAUAGAGACCAGCUGCGCCACCACCAUCUCAUCAGGCACCUUAGCCGGGGAACCACCAUCGCCUUUGCCCCCGCCACCGCGUUUGGCAGCAGCGGCCCCCUUGACGUUGGUGCGGUAGAGGUCGGAUUGGUCGUCGCUGUGGCGGGACAGCAGCAGGUCCACAGCCGCCUCGACAGCCAUGCCAUUGGGAACACGCAGCGCCGCUUCCCUGUGGGAGCCAUCAGCCACACACAGACAUGCAGGUGUGAGCGAUUAAUCGAUUGCAUCACGCCCCUCGCUGUCUGUCUGUCUGUCUGUCGACGCGUGGGAAAGAGUCUCGUGAGAUAUAAAAUGUAGGCGGCGAUCUGACACACAUACAGCGACGGAGAUUGUGUCUCUGUAUCUGUGAGGCGAAAGUGUUGCUCGCCUCCUUCUCCACCUUGAGCGCAUCCCUCUCCUGCUUGACCGCCGCCAGCUCCUCCUUGAGCGUCGCGAGCUCCGCCUCCAACUCGUCGCGGGUCUUUGUCUGUCUCUGAUGACAACACACGCACACACACACACCAUGAAUGAGCAGACCUCAGAGAUGCAGCGGCACAUGUGCAGCUGUGAAGUGCUGUGCAGUUCGGUUACCGGGGGCUGCCCUGGUGGCCGCUCGAUGGAGGCUUGGAUGAGCAUGGCGUGGCAGCGGUCGCGGGCCUGGUUGGAGAGGGCGUUGAAGCGCAGCUCGAACUCCUGCAUAUAUUCACGAUGAUGGACACAGUGAGUGAGUGCAAGGAUGGACAUAUGUUCGGUCUCUCCUCGGAAGAGUGUUUGUUUCCAUCUUAAAGCACGUACGUAACUCACGUCAAUGAAGUGCACCUUCAUCUCCCAGAGCUUCCACAUGAAGACGACGGGGUCGUCGUCGAAGUUUGGCCAGUCGAUGUCCUUGGGGUCCUCUGGAAUGGUGGUCUCGUACCAGUCCUCGACGACCUCAGGAUCCAGCACGUACCUGACCUCCGACAU